Mytilinidion resinicola is the source of this 799-nucleotide messenger RNA. RefSeq lists its product as uncharacterized. The record is from RefSeq and is a predicted model, not a curated record. NCBI's taxonomy places the organism in Eukaryota, Fungi, Ascomycota, Dothideomycetes, Mytilinidiales, Mytilinidiaceae. The coding region runs from base 261 to 440 and encodes 59 amino acids. The transcript has a single exon.
CGGCAAUGGAUAUACAAGGAAUCGUAUUUCGAACACGUGCAAGGACUUGCUCGAAAUGAGCUCGAGAGACACGUUCGUAUGUUAUCAUGAUCCUUCCCACAUUCUCACCCCCUGGCUGACAGUCUCAUACUCGGGUUGUAACAGCUACAACCUAGGAUCAACAACUCAUACGGUUCACGGUCACCUACGUACAGGCACUCCCCCCCUUUCUCUCUCCUUAAUUCUCGUUCUUCUUCAUUGGUUAGUGGCAGCCAGUUAGAAUGCUCCUACGCACAUCUGUACACGCGUCUCAGCUGGACAAGGUUCAUCUGUUGUUUGCCACUAUUGCCACAGUUGCCACCGUUGCUGCCGUUGUAACCGGUGCCACCUGCAAUCCCUGUUCUAUUCAACUAUAUAGCCACUCGUUAGCACCUCAAUACAACUCAUGCUUUCCUCACUGAUCCUUUGCCCUUCCUACGCCAGCUGCCAGUUAUAAGCCAGGCCUAACGCUACAAUCCAUCGUUGUAUUCUCCUCCUACAUCACCUGGCUAGUGUCACGGUCUCGGGCGGCAGGAUUGCCCUAGCUAGCUCGGGCAGGUAGGUAGAAGUAAUAACUGAAUUCACUACGUGUUCUAUAAUGCACGGCAGGCAGGCGGGUUGAAUAACAAGACGUAGCUCAAGGAGCUACAAGGAGGCAGGGCGGCGGUCGGCAGGUAUACUCCUGCCAAGGCUCGCAUAGGCCCUUGCAACAAGGCCUCUCGCCGGGUCCUAACAUCACGUGUUACGCUGUGCAGCAAGCUUCACCGUUCAAGCCGUGACA